CGUCGGCGUAGGGGGAAGAAAGCUCAUCACGCCAAUUCCAUCGACAUCAUUGCGCCUUCGGCGUCCACUUCCUUUUUGUGUCCUUUGGUCUCGCUCGUAUCUUCCUGGCGCCGGUCGUCAUCCCGGUGCUUGUGACACAGCAUGUCUCGACGUCAAUUGUUGCAGUCUGCGUCCUCGAUUGGUUCGUCCAUUCUGGCUUCAUCACAGUCAUGUCGGCGCUCGACGUGCAUCUUUCAGCAGAUACGUGGCAUAAAGUACGAGUCUUUUGAAGAGAGGAGACAGGCGGCCAAGGAAUGGGCCGCUACCGAAGGUAGACGCUACAUGCGGCCGCGCAGAGGACAGACAAACUAUCUAUCCUUUCGGAGAGGCGAGGAAGAUGACGUUUCACCCUCCGCUGGUGAACAAAGUGGCGACGGUUUUGGGCAAGAGGCGGAAGCUUCGGACCCGUGGGAAGACGCUGCCGCUGUUGAGAAGCUUAAGCAGGAGCACGACCUGUCCGACGAAGCGAUCCAGGCCUACCGGCAGAAGCACGAAGGUCUGACGCCUAGCAUUCUGGCUGAGUCAUUGGCCGAUGGGCUCAGCGACGUGGAGAUAUCAGAGGCAAUAUCGAGACAUGCCGCUGCCCGAUUCGACGCGGACGAAGCGUCAAGGGUCGAAGCUGGCCGCCUGCUGGCCAAAAAUCAAACUGCCAAUGCGAAGCCGGAAAGACGGCCGAACCUGAGGCCAUUCCCCAACAACACGGCCUUCAUGAGCCAGCCGGUCCUCAGCGAGGAACUGCGCGAGAUGAUCUAUCUGAAGGUCGUCCGGGACCAGAUGACCGUGCGAACGGUCAGCACCCUGUUCGGCGUCAGCAUGGAGCGUGUCGGUGCUGUGGUGCGGAUGAAGCAGAUGGAGCGCGAUUGGGUGAAGAAGGGCAAACCUCUCGCCGUUCCCUACUCUCGCGCAGUCCUCGACAUGCUCCCCCAAACUCCCUUUAUUGACCCAACGGAUCCCAAGAAUAUAUCUCCUUCUACCGGCAAACCGCGCCCACAGCCACCCCAUGAGCCUCUCAACGAGAUUCCUGUCCACCCUGCAACGACACACCAGACCUUCGUCUCCGUGCCUGAGUCGCGUACAUUCACCCGUGAAGACGCAGCCAAGGCGUUCCACCCAAAUCUCAAGAGUCCCGAUGAGCGUAUUCCGCACCCCGAGCUCCUUGCCAUUGAGAAGUUCAGGCUACACGGAGCCAAGAACAGCGAACUGCAAGCUUUCACGCGGGACAUCAUCGAAAAGGAAAAGCAAGAACUUGCAGCCAGAGCCCGGCGUGAGGCUGCGAAGGAGAAGGCCACUACCAAAGUUUAUGAGGGAAGGCGGUGGCAAUUCAAGAUCCAGGACAUUAGUGUAGAAGAUGCUGGGCGUGAUGGCAGGGAUCCAAGGGGAGUCGGAUGGAGAUACGGGGUGCCGCAUGACGAUCGGAAGAGAGGCACGGUUAAGAUUCCUACAAGCGUGUCAUGAGAGUAACGUCAUACCGUUUUUCUGUAUGCAUCAAAGCUGGGUUGCGUCGGCAAAGUGUCCGGCGUCUGUACAAUGUAUGUAUCUAUACCUGUCCGCUUUGUGCCUGUGACAUGGGCUCUGUACUAUAUCUCAUAUCGCGAGUUGCAUCCAUCUAGUGCUGGCCCAUCUGUCUGGGCUGUUUUUCCCACGGUCCUUUUUUUCCUUUUUUAACGUGGCGCAUGUGGUCAAUGUAGAAGGAG
Molecule: messenger RNA, 1733 nt
Organism: Verruconis gallopava
Lineage: Eukaryota; Fungi; Ascomycota; Dothideomycetes; Venturiales; Sympoventuriaceae
Exons: 2
Coding region: 142-1494 (450 amino acids)
Biological process (GO): mitochondrial translation
Cellular component (GO): mitochondrial small ribosomal subunit
Molecular function (GO): structural constituent of ribosome
Source: RefSeq, a predicted model, not a curated record